GGCUAGUUUGGGCCCAUGUGUCCGGAAGCAGCCUCGGCUUCCUCUGCCUGUGUUUUGUGACGAUAAAAGCUUCGUAGAAGAAGCGCCGGAGUUGUGGGAACUUCUGUCCCGGCUGCUGUGACCGUGGGGGGCAGGCAGGGAGAGCCGGUGGACCACCGGCGAGCUGAAACAUGGGCCUCGUGGCGAGGAUACGAAAGGAGUGGUUCAUCGUCGGGAUCGUGCUGGUCAUCUUAUCGGCCAAGCUGCAGCCCAGCAUCGGAGUGAAAGGAGGUCCUUUAAAACCGGAGGUCACCGUAGCGUACAUCGCCGUCUCGCUCAUCUUCUUCAACAGCGGCCUGUCGCUAAAAACUGAGGAGCUGACCAGUGCGCUGCUUCACGUGCGGCUCCACCUCUUUGUUCAGUCCUUCACCCUCAUCUUCUUCCCACUCGCCGUUUGGCUGCUGCUCAAGGUGCUCUCACUGACCGCCAUCGACCAAUGGCUGCUCAGAGGGUUACAGACGGUGAGCUGCAUGCCCCCUCCGGUCUCUUCCGCCGUUAUUCUCACCAAGGCUGUCGGAGGCAACGAGGCCGCCGCCAUCUUCAACUCUGCUUUUGGAAGCUUCUUGGGAAUCGUCGUCACUCCUCUGCUGCUGCUGCUGUUUCUCGGCUCCUCGUCCUCCGUUCCCUUCUCCUCCAUCUUCUCUCAGCUCUUCAUGACGGUGGUGGUGCCUCUGAUCCUGGGUCAGGUGUGUCGCGGUUUCCUCAGGGAGUUUCUGGAAAGGCAAAAGCCCCCGUUCGGCGCCAUCAGCAGCGCCGUCCUCCUCAUGAUCAUCUACACCACCUUCUGCGAAACCUUCAGUAACCCCAGCAUCGAGCUGGACCCCACCAGCCUGCUGCUGGUCGGCCUUAUCAGUCAGUACACCUUCUGCGUGUCAUCAGUGGCAGAUUAAUGGAAAUCAAAUGUAAAUUGUAAAUUUGAACUAAACUAUCAGAGGAAGUGUUAAAAUAAUGGUGCUAGCGCUGAAACGCUGAGUAAAGUUGAACUUUUUAAGCAUCCCUGAAUACAUUUCUCCUCGGUUACUCUGAGAACUACCAAAAGUUCAAGUGGACUUCAUGUUAUAUUCACGGGAAACUGAAACCAGUGGCUGAGAAUAUGAGCUCAUCUGGAAAGUGUUACCGAGGUCAGAGAGCUGUUAUCCCACAGACUUCUAUAAAACACUGGAAGCCUGUUUGCAACCACAGUAUCGUCCUGUCCUUCAACUGCCGACUACCAAAUUUAUGACUGAAGUCCUGAAUCUUCCUUUUCUUUAUGGCCCGUAGCCAUGAGCUCAUAAAGUUGUCAAGGAAACUGCUAAGCACAUAGAUCAAGGCAGAUAAGGGCUGUUUUCCCACCAACGUGCGUUGAGCUGACCCAGCUGAUCUCAAUAGAUUGUUCAAGAGUUGUUUGCCAUGUUGAACACGAUUUAACCUCUGGUUGCUAGGGAAGCGUACACUUCCUGAUUGGUUGGCACUGGUUUCUGGACAAUUCUGGCUCUCGUUAAAAUCAGUGGUAGAGUAUGUGCUGCACCAAAAAAAACAAUGAUUGUGUUGGUUAAGCUAGCAGUUUGCCAGUUUUUGCUGAAUCAGCGAUCUUCCCCUGCUGGUCAUUAAAAAUAAUGCAGGUUGAAGACACUUCUACACUGGCUUCACUUUUCACACCCAAAAACUACCUCUAUCUGUUCAGAUGACAUUUUUCAAAUGCUUCCAGCAUACCGCCACACCCAAUGGAAAUCCUUCACU
Haplochromis burtoni (Burton's mouthbrooder) is the source of this 1758-nucleotide messenger RNA. RefSeq names its product sodium/bile acid cotransporter 7-like. The record is from RefSeq and is a predicted model, not a curated record. The coding region runs from base 171 to 929 and encodes 252 amino acids. NCBI's taxonomy places the organism in Eukaryota, Metazoa, Chordata, Actinopteri, Cichliformes, Cichlidae. The transcript has 8 exons. Gene Ontology annotation, cellular component: plasma membrane.